AUGGGCGUCACAGGGAAGGAGGUGGCGAAGCAAGCAGCAGACAUUGUGCUGCUGGACGACAACUUCGAAAGUUUAGUUUCUGCUGUCAAGUGGGGCCGCAGCAUUUAUGCAAACAUUCAAAAGUUUUUGGAGUUCCAACUCACGGUCAACGUCGUCGCAGUCGUCACUUCCCUCGUCUGCGGUGAGGGUUUAGGGUUUAGGGUUUAG
This is a messenger RNA of Eimeria tenella, 207 nucleotides long. RefSeq lists its product as uncharacterized. Gene Ontology annotation, molecular function: P-type calcium transporter activity. Gene Ontology annotation, cellular component: intracellular membrane-bounded organelle. The coding region runs from base 1 to 207 and encodes 68 amino acids. The record is from RefSeq and is a predicted model, not a curated record. Lineage: Eukaryota; Apicomplexa; Conoidasida; Eucoccidiorida; Eimeriidae. The transcript has 2 exons.